AGGUAGAAGGCUAACCGACCUUGUUAUUAAUGAAAAUUAAAAUACAAAUGCAGUAAAAUGUAUUUUCACAAAACACUUUGGAUUUUAAUAUUCUGUCUCAUAGUGGUGGAGGCAUUGAAGUUUCGUGUAAAGAAAAUUACGGAACAGCACAGAUUAGCCGCUAUCAAAACUGAUGACCCAGAGAACAAGUGGUUUGAUCAAAUCCUUGACCACAAUGAUCCUAAAAAUAAUCAAACGUGGAGACAGAGAUACUACGCUUAUGAUACUUUUUACGAUCGAGCAGAUCCAGGGCCCGUAUUUUUGCUAAUAGAAGGAGAGGGAAGUCUUAGCCCUUCCUGGGGGGUCAAAGGAUAUUGGAUAGAAUUAGCUAAGAAAUUUAAAGCACAAGCUUUUUAUUUAGAACAUCGCUUCUAUGGAGAGAGUCACCCAACAAGUGAUUUAAGUAUGAAAAGUCUAAAAUACUUGACGUCUCAACAAGCACUUGCCGAUAUUGCAAACUUUAUUAAAGGAAUGAAUAAGCAGUACAAACUGAGUGCUUCUACAAAGUGGGUAGCGUUUGGCGGAUCUUAUGCGGGCGCCCUAGUAGCUUGGCUCAGACUCAAAUAUCCUAAAGUUGUGUAUGCAUCGGUGUCAUCAAGCGCUCCUGUACAGGCUACAUACAAUUUCAAAGACUUUUAUUCAGUGGUUGUAAAAUCAUUGAGGGUGAAAGUUCCUGGUGUUCAAUGUGACCUGAAAGUGAAAGCUGCACAUGAAGAACUUGAAAAAUUAAUUCGAAAGAGCCCAGAAGUUGUUGUAAAAGAUUUAAUGAUCUGCAAGCCCUACACAGAUUGGACUGAACAUGAUUUAAAGCUAUUCUACGUUUCAAUGGCUUCCUCUUUUGCUGAUCUUGUACAAUAUGAUGAUGUCAACUCUGCAACCAGAAAGUCUUAUAACUACACUAUCAGUUAUGUAUGUAAUAAUAUAUUUAAAAAUAACAGCCCAUACACUGCGCUCGUGAAAUUUAAUGAACUUUCACUGAAUCUAUACAAUGAGACGUGUGUCGAUAUUGAUUAUAAUAAUAUAAUAUCGGACUUAAGGAACGAGUCUUUGACUUCUUCAUCAGAUCGGCUUUGGUUGUACCAAACGUGCACAGAGUUAGGUUACUUCCAAACAUCGGACAAAGUUGUAUCAUUUUUCGGCAAUUACUUUCCAAUUGAUUUCUGGACGAAGAUAUGCACAUCAACCUUUGGAGAAGAAUAUAACGAAACGUUUAUCAUGUCAGGAAUCGCCAAAACUAAUCAUUAUUACGGUGGUGCUGAUAUAAAUGCAACUCGCAUCCUCUCUGUACAUGGGUCGAUCGAUCCCUGGCAUGCUCUAGGAGUUACUGAGUGUCGACCCAAUAUGCCCCGCAUAUACAUUAAAGGAAGUGCCCAUUGCGCGGAUAUGUACCAACAAGACGACGAUGAUUCCGAGGAGAUAAAUAACGCUCGAAAAAAAGUUAAAUGCUACUUGGAAAAAUGGUUACAUAGGAAAACGGUACAGUAACUUAUAGUUAUAAACGAAGUUUAUCAGAAAGUCUUAAUAUUGUUUUGGCACUAAUAAAAUUUAUAAUUGCA
Messenger RNA from Leptidea sinapis, 1595 nucleotides. RefSeq names its product putative serine protease K12H4.7. The record is from RefSeq and is a predicted model, not a curated record. The transcript has 9 exons. Lineage: Eukaryota; Metazoa; Arthropoda; Insecta; Lepidoptera; Pieridae. Gene Ontology annotation, biological process: proteolysis. Gene Ontology annotation, molecular function: dipeptidyl-peptidase activity; serine-type exopeptidase activity. Bases 58 to 1524 code for a protein of 488 amino acids.